CAGGCUGCGAUGCGCGCGCUGGGCUUCGAGGUGAAGAAGGAGGAGCUCCGCAAGAUGAUCACCGACAUCGACGCAGACGGCUCCGGGCAGAUCGCCUGCGCCUCUAGAGCCAGACUUCGUUUCUCGUUCGACAGCGCUCGAGAGGACACGCACUCCGCCGUACUCUGCCGUACUCCCGCUGUGCCCCCUGUGCACUCAGGCAAGAUCUCCUUCAAGAACCUGAAGCGAGUCGCAAAGGAGCUCGGCGAAAACAUGACGGAGGAGGAGCUGCAG
Molecule: messenger RNA, 273 nt
Organism: Emiliania huxleyi CCMP1516
Lineage: Eukaryota; Haptophyta; Isochrysidales; Noelaerhabdaceae
Exons: 3
Source: RefSeq, a predicted model, not a curated record